Paralichthys olivaceus (Japanese flounder) is the source of this 7997-nucleotide messenger RNA. RefSeq names its product tripeptidyl peptidase 2 (gene tpp2). Gene Ontology annotation, biological process: proteolysis. The record is from RefSeq and is a predicted model, not a curated record. Gene Ontology annotation, cellular component: cytosol. NCBI's taxonomy places the organism in Eukaryota, Metazoa, Chordata, Actinopteri, Pleuronectiformes, Paralichthyidae. Gene Ontology annotation, molecular function: serine-type endopeptidase activity; tripeptidyl-peptidase activity.
AGAAGUAAAUAUAAACAGUGAACUCUCAUCUGCAGUAGUUUGGUAAACACAGGUCCUGAGUGCACAGCCUGGAUCAGAGAGUUCGUGUUUAAAAUCCAUUGUUUAAUUUGGAUUAAACACAGUGGACUCGAUGUUUUGAUGGAAACAGAUCCGUGUCGCUCUGCCCCUUUAACCCUUCAACCCCGCUCCGCUCCUCGUCUCUCUCUCUCUCCCCCAUCUAUCCGCUUUGUGUUCACCGUCGCUCCUCCGAUCAUGGCUGCUCACUCCACCGAAGAACCGUUCCCCUUCCACGGGCUGCUCCCCAAGAAAGAAACCGGCGCCGCGUCUUACCUCACCAGGUUCCCUGAGCACGAUGGCCGAGGGGUGCUCCUCGCGAUCCUCGACACCGGCGUGGACCCCGGGGCCCCCGGCAUGCAGGUCACAACAGAGGGGAAGCCAAAGAUCAUUGAUAUCAUCGACACGACAGGCAGCGGUGACGUGAACAUGACCACAGUGGCAGAACCUAAAGACGGGACAAUCGCAGGCCUUUCUGGCAGAACGCUUAAGAUUCCUCCUGCUUGGGUCAAUCCAUCUGGGAAGUAUCGCAUUGGAGUUAAAAAUGGCUAUGAAUUCUUCCCUAAGGCUCUUAAAGAAAGAAUACAGAAAGAGCGAAAGGAGAAGAUAUGGGACCCACCACACAGAGCGGCGCUUGCUGAGGCCUCCCGAAAGACAGAAGAGUUUGACCUUUCUCACCCAACACCCUCACAGAUGGAGAAGUUGCAGAAAGAAGAGCUGCAGAGUCAGUCAGAGCUGCUGGCAUCUCUAGAAAAGAAGUACAGCGAUCCUGGUCCUGUAUAUGACUGUGUGCUUUGGCAUGAUGGAGUCACAUGGAGGGCUGUUGUGGACACUUCAGAAUGUGGAGAGCUGUCCCAGUGCACUGUGCUGUGCUCCUACAGAGAGACUCAAGAAUACGCCACAUUAGGAAAUGCUGAGAUGCUUAACUACUCUGUUAAUAUUUAUGAUGAGGGAAAUACACUCUGCAUUGUCACCAGUGGAGGGGCUCAUGGGACACACGUGGCAAGCAUUGCAGCAGGUUACUUCCCAGAGGAACCAGAGCGCAAUGGUGUGGCCCCCGGUGCCCAAAUCCUGGCUUUGAAGAUUGGAGACACCCGCCUUAGCACCAUGGAAACAGGAACAGGACUCAUCCGUGCCAUGAUUGAAGUAAUCAACUACAAGUGUGACCUGGUGAACUACAGCUAUGGAGAAGCAACUCAUUGGCCCAAUUCAGGGAGGAUUUGUGAGGUGAUCACUGAGGCUGUCCAGAAGCACAAUGUGAUAUUUGUCUCAAGUGCAGGAAACAACGGCCCUUGUCUCUCUACUGUCGGCUGCCCAGGGGGAACCACUAGCAGUGUCAUAGGAGUUGGAGCGUAUGUGACUCCAGAUAUGAUGGUGGCAGAAUAUUCUCUAAGGGAGAAACUACCACCUAACCAGUACACUUGGUCGUCCAGGGGCCCCAGUACAGACGGGGCCCUGGGGGUCAGCAUCAGUGCCCCAGGUGGUGCCAUUGCAUCUGUACCCAACUGGACUCUUCGUGGUACCCAGCUGAUGAACGGGACGUCCAUGUCAUCACCUAAUGCCUGUGGAGGCAUUGCAUUAAUCCUCUCAGGGCUGAAGCAGAACGGGAUCCAGCCCUCUGUACCUGCGGUGAGGAGAGCGCUGGAAAAUACAGCUCUGAAGGUUGAUGACAUUGAGGUUUUUGCACAGGGCCAUGGAAUAAUCCAGGUGGACAAGGCAUUAGACUACCUCACUCAACACGCCUCUUUACCCACGAGCCACCUUGGCUUCUCAGUAAGCGUGGGAACACAGAGAGGCAUCUACCUCAGGGACCCAGGCCAAGUUCUUGCACCUUCAGAUCAUGGAGUAGGAAUUGAACCCAUCUUCCCAGAGAACACAGAAAACUCUGAGCGAAUCUCCUUGCAGCUGCACCUGGCGCUCACAUGUGCUGCCCCUUGGGUCCAGUGUCCCUCGCAUCUAGAGCUGAUGAACCAGUGUCGUCACGUCAAUGUCCGCAUCGAUCCUGUCGGACUGAGAGAGGGAGUGCACUACACAGAGGUGUGUGGCUACGAUACAGCAGCACCGAGCUGUGGCCCACUGUUCAGAGUUCCCAUCACGGUUAUUAUCCCGGCCAAAGUGACAGAUAAUCGUAAUCAGGAGGUGUGUUUCACAGACGUCCACUUCAGACCAGGUCAGAUCAGACGCCACUUCAUCACCGUUCCUCAGGGAGCCUCCUGGGCAGAGAUUACACUGACCUCUCAUUCAGGAGAUGUGUCAUCAAAGUUUGUUCUCCAUGCUGUGCACCUGGUCAAACAGAAAGCGUACAGAGCUAAUGAAUUCUACAAGUUCUCUUCACUAUUGGAAAGAGGCUCGUUAACAGAGGCUUUUCCUGUGUUGUCAGGUCGGAUAGUAGAGUUGUGCAUUGCUCGCUGGUGGGCAAGCCUGGGUGACGUCACAGUAGACUACAGCAUCUCCUUCCAUGGACUCAGCACAUCUCCCUCACCUUUGCACAUACAUGCCUCAGAGGGAGUGACGAAUUUUGAUGUGUCGUCACCUCUGAGGUACGAGGAGGUUUCGCCCGCUAUUACCCUCAAGUCCUGGGUUCAGCCUCUCAGACCUUUAAGUUCAAAGAUAAAAGCUUUGGGAAUGAGGGAUGUUCUACCCAAUAACAGACAACUCUACGAGAUAGUCCUCACCUACAGUUUUCACCAGCCUAAGAGUGGAGAGAUUACCCCCAGCUGCCCCAUGCUGUGCGAGCUGCUGUAUGAGUCUGAGUUUGACAGUCAGCUCUGGAUGCUGUUUGAUCAGAACAAGAGACUACUGGGCUCAGGAGACGCCUAUCCACACCAGUAUUCCCUGAAGCUGGAAAAAGGGGACUACACUGUGCGACUGCAAGUUCGCCACGAGCAGUCCAGUGAGCUCGAGCGACUUAAGGACCUACCAUUUGUGGUGUCUCACCGUCUGUCCACCACCCUCAGUCUAGAUGUGUACGAGACGCAUCGAGCCGCCCUCAUGGCCAAGAAGAAGGCCAACUCUGUCACCCUGUGCCCCGGUGCCACUCAGCCUUUCUACGUCACAGCCUUGCCAGAUGACAAGAUCCCUAAAGGGACGAGUCCAGGUUGCUAUCUCUCAGGCUCCCUUGUUGUCCCCAAGAGCGAGUAUGGCAAGAAAGCAGGGCAGGCCUCUGCAAAACGACAAGGAAAGUUUAAAAAGGACAUCGUACCAGUCAUUUACCAUCUAAUUCCUGCUCCCAACAAAACAAAGAAUGGAGGGAAGGAGAAGGACAAGGAGGCCGACAAAGAGAAAGAUGUGAAGGAUGAAUUUGCAGAAGCCAUGCGGGACUUGAAGAUUCAGUGGAUGACAAAGUUGGACUCCAGUUCUACCUAUGAAGAACUGAUGGAAAACUACCCAGAUUACCUUCCAAUGCAUGUGCAAAGACUGCACCAGCUGGACUCAGAGAAGGAGCGUGUCAAACGUCUCAGGGAGGUGGUGGCAGCUGCCGACAUCGUCAUCUCCCACAUUGACCAGACAGCCCUGGCUGUUUACCUCACCAUGAAGACAGACCCUCGGCCCGAUGCCGUGUCUAUCAAGACUGACAUGGAGAAGCAGAAGUCGUCUCUGCUGGACGCUCUGUGUAGAAAGGGCUGCGCGCUGGCUGACCAGAUCCUGCUGCCCCCCGCGCUGCAGGAAGGUGCCGGUGCCCUCACCACGGAACAAACAACAACAGCAGCAACAGCAGUAGUAGAGGAGGAGGGUGGGGUGCAGGUGGCAAGCAGUUCUGACGACGCCGUGCAGAACGUGGCUAAAGCUCUGACAGAUACGUUUUGGGAGGUGCAGAAGUGGGCAGAGCUAACUGACUCCAAGGUGUUGAUGUUUUCAUAUAAACAUGCUCUUGUGAACAAGAUGUACAGCCGGGCCUUAAAAUACGCCUCAAAGAUGGUGGAGGAGAAGCCCAGCAAAGAGAACAUGAAGAACUGCAUCCAGCUAAUGCGACAUCUACGAUGGACACACUGCGCGACCUACAGUGAGAACUGGCUUCCUGUCAUGUACCCAACUGACUACACGCCUUUCUAGGCACACAGACACACAUCCACACCCACACAUGCAUGCGCACCACGGCCAUUCACGGUCCAUUACAUGGUUAGUUCGAUAUUGUGUCCCUCAGGGUCACAUGGUCUAUGCAUCUGACCAACCAGCUGCCUCCUGAGAAUUUCCUUAUUUUAAAUUGAGAUGUAGGUAAACACCAAAAUGAAGGACAACGGUCUGAUACACUCCACAUCAUGAGACAGUGGAGUCAUGUGCUGAACAUCACAGCUCUGUCGACCACGUAGAGAUAAUGCCUCUUGUUUGAAUAUCAACAGAGAAAACUUUUGCUAGGCUUUGUGUUACUGUAGCUCAGUGUUAUCUUAGCCGGAUGUUCUCUUUUAUUUUGCUGUUAUCUACAUGUGGAGGCUUUCAAUACACCCACACUCCCCCUCAGCUGUUGGGGCUCCAUAUCAAUAACCUCAUUCUCUCAUGUAAAUACUGUGGAAGGGCCAGUGUGGACUCCAGGGAUUCGUCCCAACUCUUCAAAAAACUUUAGUCACUUUCAUAAAAACAACAGAAUGAUGCGUCAGUGGGAAGUCGGGAGGACUCGCUGCUGCACACGUCGGGACAUUUGAGGGCACGCAGUCUGCCCGAGCCUGGAAUCAAAAGGAAGAAAGAACUUAAUGUUGUCUCUUUGUUUUUGAUGGUUCCUGGAUGGCCGGGUUUAUACAGUUAACGUUGAAUCUUGUCUGUCUUAAGACUUGGUUACAGUCUCAACACACAACAGUGCUGAGGUGCCUUUCUACACGUACCUUACCUUCUCUGAUGGGACAAAAGAGGAAGUGCAAGGGUUUUGACCACUGACAGCUGCGGAAUCAGCCAUGCAGUCAGCACUCAGCCACUUGCCGUCAUUUCUCCCAUCAGCCUUUGGUGUCAAUAUGGUUUUACGCUUGUAUCAGCAGUGUGAUGUGUCCAGGCACCGUAUGCAGGUUGUUGGUGACAUGUCAGGAACUUACAUGCUGUCUUGGCUUCUACCUCUAGAGGUGUUGUUCACCCACUUCACACUGCGGUUACCCGAACGCCACAUUUGACAACCAUCACACAGACCUCACUAACACAAGCGAUGCAGUCGGAGGAAGCAGUAGGAUGAUCACAUCAGAUUUCAUUGUAAAAUGCUCAUGUAGUAGUCCAGUUUUUUCUCUGCUGCAUUUAAAAUGUUGCAUUUGUACACAAUGUCAUAAAAUGUACAGACACACGUAACAUAAAAAUAUUAAGAUGCAAUAGGUAUAUAAUACAAAUAUUAUUCUAAUCGAUGUAUUUUGCAUAUAUGCAUGUCUUCUAGGAUGUACGGAAAAAUAGUUUUAUUUGGCAGAUUUUUAGUCAGAAACCAGAUUUUGACAAUAUCCACUUUCUUAGUGUGUGUUUGUGAAUGAUUUUAUGUGAACCUGUGAGCAUAUUUUGUGUACAUGAACAGAAACGACAGCCAUUUAGAGGGGGGGUUAAUCUGAGGUCUAUUUUAUUUUUUCUUCAAUCACGUAAUUUACUUUGAAGGACCAAGCCAGUGGCUUUGUAUGUUCUGAUCUGAUUUAUUAUGAAUCACAUCACAGUGAGCCAUUGUGCUUAUUGAUGAUUUUUAUGAUUUUUUUUGGUUUAUAUUCAUUUCUUUCCAUCAUGAACAUUGAGUCUGAAUUCAUUCAAAUUUCUCCGUCAUCUUUUUACAAUGAGCGAUGGCGUCCAACAUUAAAUUGCAACCCUUUUCGUUGUUUCAUCAAGCAACUAAUUGUCUGAGCUCCUCUCACUGGUUCGUGCACCAAUCAGAUUUUAGCAAUAUGUGAAUCAGCUGACAGUUCUGGUGAAAGAGAUUAGAUGAUCUUUUCGACUUGAAUUAGUCUUUGUUGUGAAUAUAAGAGUUUCAGUUUGUCGUGGGGUAGAUUACGCAAAAUGAGUGCGCCGCCAGUUUUCCAUUGCUUUCGUGUGACAUUAUUGGACUCACCAUGCACAGUUUUUUUAAAUGUUUAAGUUAAUACAGGCGAAUCAGAGUUUUCUAUGGGUUAGGCACCUACAUUACCCACAAUGCUGACAGCUCGGUCAGUGAUUGAGAUGUGUAAUGCUAGUAGCAUGCAUACUGUAUGUUGCAUGGAGCUUCUAACCUCAAGUGGACACGAGGAACAAGCUGCAGAGCUCGAUUAUUUUAAUAAGCUCAAUGUUUUUCCCUCAUAUUUUUCUCAUUUUCAACUUCAUCGUUUUCAGACAUUUCAGUUUCCUCUGAAGCUUCAUCUUACUUGUGUCAUAGCGGCUACUACCCGAGAACCGAGAACAGACUUUAAAGGUUCAGUGUGUAGAAUUUAGUGACAUCUAGAGGUAAAGCUGCAUGUUGCAGCUGAAUACUCCUCAUCUCACCCUCCCCUUCCCAACAUGAAAGAGAACCUGUGGUGAACUUCAGUUGUCAUGAAAACUUAUAUAUCAGGUUUGAGUUUGUCCAGUUUGGACGACAGUAAAAAAACUAACGGCCCCCCCCUCAAUGUAAAUAUAAAGUUUUUAGAUAAUAAGAGUCAAUUCUAUGGUAAACAUAACCAACCAGUGAAACACACCAGUGAAAACAUUACUAGGAUUAUUUUAUAUUCAAUUAUUUCCAAAAAUCCCUUUCACCUAAAUCUUACACACUGCAUCUUUCAGUUGGGAAUGAGCGGAGUUCCCCUUUGAGCAAGUGUGAAACCCACUAAGUAUCAUAAUGUCAUAUGGAAAUGAAUGGAUGGAAUAACUUCAAACAAUUCAUGCAUUUGAAAAUUGUCAACAUUAAUGUCAAGUGAACGUGAAUUUUAGCUGAGGGGCUAAAACAUGUAAAAUCCCUGCUAUGGUCCUUUUGAAUUUUUUACGUAACCAACAAGGACUCGUGGCUCUUGCUAAAAAUGCUAAAGAUAUGAACUAACACGUUCAGUUGUUUCUUGUUUAUAUUUGUGAUUGUUGACCCCUUUUUCACUGUGAUUUCCUGCCACACGCUGUAGUAUAGUUAAUCCAAAGAAGGAUUUUCCCAUGUAAAUUAUGAAGGCAAAAAAAUUUUUGCAGUUAAACUAAAGAUGGUAAAUUGGACAUUUUAAAAUUUUGAAGAAGGAAAUAAGGAUACACAGUAAUGUUUUAACUUCGUGGGGUCGUCUGCGUGAUGUUUUCUGUCCUCUCACAAGUGGAAGGUACAAGCUUAAGAAUGUAAAAGCAGCUGCUUUCAAUCUGAGGCCUUUAGUCCUCAUGGGAAUAAUCAGUCUUUUCUGGGAUGACAAAUACAUGCGCAGCAAAUCAGUGGUCAUGACUCAAGUUGACCCAGGGGUAGCAACACUUUGCGUUUCUGUUUUUAGCUGUGUCUUGUUUUCACUUUCUGCAGCAGCCUCAGCACAGGCCUCUCUGAGUGCACAUGGACUUUACAGGAGCUAUGUGGUUUUGCUUUUUAAAAAAAAUGUGUGUCGAUCAUUUUCUUUCUGUUCUAUCCUGCAUCUGCAUUGUUUUUUUUCACCUUUUCUUCCUCCUGUGUUCGGGUUUUGGCUCGGACAGACGUCAUGUUCAGGGCUCAGCAGUCGACAGUACGCGGUGCCAAUGACAGUCUCUCAGAGAACGGCCUUAACUUUCACCGCAGGACUGAACCGUCCAGUUCUGGCACCAGACAGUCGUCUCAUAUCUGUUGUUCCGCACUCUGCUGGUGUUAGGAACAAUUUAUAACUUCUGGAUGUCGAGUGUUUAUAUUUAUAGUCAUGAAAUAUAGUAAAUGCCAAUGUUUUACUGAAUGUUGAUGAGAUGAGGUUGAAUGCUGUCAGUAUUAUUUUAUACCCAUUCUUCCUCCAUGACAUGUGGGAAAGACCUGAGCUACUGUUGCAACAUUUUGUGCUCACAUGGAAUUCAAGUCACAAACAAGGAAAAUGACACUGAAUAAAAAUGAUUUGGAAGAAUCA